CUACUUGAAGAUACGUUGUCAGAAUUCAUUUCUUAAAAUUUAAUCAUUAGUGCUGUUAAAAAUAUCUGCGAGAUCCUACUCUAAUCGUUUUGAACAAAAGAAAUCUUCUUAAAACUAUAUAAUUUUUCUUAAUACAGUAGAAGAUGUCAUAAAUGCGGGAAUGUGAAACUCUGGUUUUUCCAGUUGCCUAACAAGUUUUUUCCCUUCACUAAUCAAGCAUAGUCAAGUCUGCCAAUCACAAAACGUUAAGUUGCUGAAGCGUUUUCAAAAUGGGUACCAUCAAGCAACAUAUUUUGGUCGUAGGAGCCGGUAUGGCCGGUCUUACUGCAAUCAAAGCGUGCAAAGAGGAAAACAUUGAUGUGAUAUGUUAUGAAAAAUCCAGCGAAUUCGGUGGCUUGUGGCGUUACCAUGAAAGUAACAAGGAUGAAUAUGCCUCCGUCAUGAAGAACACGAUCAGUAACACAAGCAAGGAAAUGAGUGCCUUCAGUGAUUUCCCUCCUCCUGCCGAAUUUCCAACUUACUUACAUCACGCCAUGUGUUUGAAAUAUUUAGAAAUGUAUGCUGAGCAUUUCGAUUUACUCGGAAGUAUUUCGUACUAUCAGGAGGUACAGCAGAUUAUUCCUUCCGAAGAUUAUGGUACAACUGGCAAAUGGCUAGUCAAAGUGAGAAAUCUACGUUCAGAUGAAACUCGAGAAGAAAUAUUUGAUGGGGUCAUGGUUUGCACUGGUCAUCAUGGAUAUCCUUAUACACCAUCUUAUCCGAAUCUGGAUUUAUUCACUGGUCAAAUUUUACAUAGCUCAAAUUACAAAUCGACUUCUGGAAUGGAAAAUCUUCGUGUCCUUGUCGUUGGGGCUGGAAAUUCUGGUUGUGAUAUUGCUGCUGAACUGGCAAAUGUAGCAAAAAAAGUUUAUUUAAGCACUCGAAGGGGAGCAUGGAUAUAUCCUCGGUUAUUCGAGAAAGGAAAACCAAUGGAUGUCUCUUUAACUCGGCGUAGCAAUAUGGUAUUGCCCGCUUCUUAUUUUGCAAAGAAAGUGGAAAAGACUCUUAAUAAGAAAAUGGACCAUAAACGAUUUGGAAUAAAACCAUAUCAUCCUGUAACAAGUCAACAUCCUACAAUCAACGACGAAAUUCAGUACAAGCUUUUAACAGGUGCGGUCACUGCGAAAAAAGAUGUGAAAGAAUUUUUCCAGAAUGGUGUAUUAUUUGAUGGGGAAGAAGAAACGACAGAUAUUGAUGCUGUUGUAUUUGCAACUGGUUUCUGCAUCAAAUUUCCAUUCUUGACUGAUGAUAUACUGCGUGUUGGGAAAAAUAAUAAAGUUCUACUGUACAAGAAUAUGUUCCCUCCACAACUGAAAAAUCACUCAUUAGCUGUUAUUGGUCUGAUACAACCUAAUGGAUCCCUUUUCCCAGUCGCCGAACUUCAAUCCAGAUGCUUUGCCGCCCUCAUGACUGGGAAAUGCCACCUCCCAUCCACAGAGAAAAUGCUGGAAUGCGUCAGAGCCACCGAAGGUUUCCGAGCUCGGAAUUAUGUUCAGUCCUCUAGACAUUCAGUAGAAGCCCCUUAUAUAGCAUACAUGGACGAUUUAGCUGGAAUAUUUGGAGUGAAGCCGAGCUUGGCUGGAUUGCUUUUGAAAGAUCCAAAACUGUUUAAAGCUUGUUUCUUUGGCCCUUGUCUGCCGUACCAGUAUCGGUUAAAUGGCCCACACAAAUGGGAUGGAGCUCGAGAUGCAAUAUUAAAUUACAAAGAAAGAAUGUAUAAGCAUUUGAAAAAUGGAGGCGAAAUAUAAAAUUGAUAUUAAACUUGAUCGCUACUUAAUAUAUUCUAACAAAUAAUUUUUGAUCAGUAUUUGAAUUUUGGAUCAUAACUUUAAAGCUUUCGUCAUUUAUUUUCUAUUAUUAUAUACUAUAUAUUUUUGAUAUGUCUUAUUUUUAUACAAUUUUAAUCAAUAAAGAGUAAUUUUUUAAAAAAAU
Argiope bruennichi is the source of this 1971-nucleotide messenger RNA. Its product is annotated as flavin-containing monooxygenase 5-like. Gene Ontology annotation, molecular function: NADP binding; N,N-dimethylaniline monooxygenase activity; flavin adenine dinucleotide binding. The coding region runs from base 270 to 1787 and encodes 505 amino acids. The transcript is spliced from 5 exons. NCBI's taxonomy places the organism in Eukaryota, Metazoa, Arthropoda, Arachnida, Araneae, Araneidae. The record is from RefSeq and is a predicted model, not a curated record.